GCAAUAAAACGUCAAUCAAUUUUGACGUUUAAUUUGAUAAAAGUAAACAUGUCUGUAAAUAUGACUAAUAAAAGUUCUAGUUAGUAGAGGCGUAUUCAUCAAAAGUAAUGUUAAUUAUUGUAAAAAAUCAAAGUUGACGAACUUGGAAGUUUAAAAGUCACGGAAUAAUUAAUACUAAAAUGGUUACAGAAGCGUAUAUAGAAGCCGAAUUCCCCUUGCACUGGUGUGUCUGGAAAAAUGACUACCAACGUUUGGGGAGUCUCCUCUCAUCCAAACAGCAUGAUAAAGAAAAGCAGGAUGUUAGGGGUAGGACUCCUCUAAUGCUGGCUGUAACAUUAGGUCAUUUGGAAUCUACUAGAACCUUGUUAAAUCAUGAAGCCAAUGUUAAUUGCGAAAAUUUGAAUGGUUGGACAGUUGUACAAGAAGCAGUCGCUACAGGGGACCCGGAACUAGUGCAGAUAGUUUUGGAAAGCAGGGAUUUCCAGAGGUAUACCAGUAGAAUGGCAGGUAUUCCACAGUUAUUGCACCGAUUGAAAGAAGCUCCAGAUUUUUAUGUAGAAAUGAAGUGGGAGUUUACCAGUUGGGUUCCAUUAGUAUCCAGGAUGUGCCCAAGUGAUAUUUACAAGGUUUACAAACAAGGGUCUAGUGUUAGGAUAGACACAACACUUUUAGGAUUUGAUCAUACCAGUUGGCAAAGAGGAAAUAGAAGCUAUGUUUUUCAAGGACACAAUGAUGGUGCUAUUAUGAUGGAGAUAGAUCACGAUCUCCAACAAGUUUACUGUGAACAAAUGAAGACUACCGAGGAUUCUUUAAGUAUAUUAAUGCCAAACGAAGAAUCCGUUUCUCAGCGACUGACAACACCAAUCGUUACCACAUAUAUUGAUACAGAAAAAAUUAGUUUUGAAAGAAAUAAGGCUGGUAUGUGGGGAUGGAGAUCCGACAAGACUGAAAUUGUGAAUGGGUACGAAUGCAAGGUAUUCGGCGCAUCCAAUGUAGAAUUAGUGACCAAAACGAGAACCGAACACCUGACGGAAACCGACAAAGCUCGGAGUAAAAACAAUAAAAAUCCUCUACAGAAUUUCCUAGGAAUUGCAGAAGUUUCCGAGCCGCAAGCUCUCGCUUUACCUCAAAAUAAAGAAUACGUUAAUUCUAGCAACCCUUGUAAUAUUACACCCGAGGAAUACUUCGACAAAGACAUUGAUCUCAGCUCUCAGGGACGUGAUAUCGGUAGACCAAAAGAGAUUCAAGUAAAAGUUCAAAAAUUCAAAGCUAACUUGUGGCUGUGUGAAAACUAUCCGCUUUCUUUGCCAGAGCAGAUACUUCCUAUAGUCGAUUUAAUGGCGAUAUCGAGCUCCCAUUUUGCUAAACUGAAAGAUUUUAUUCAGAUGCAGCUUCCUUCUGGAUUUCCUGUCAAAAUUGAAAUACCACUAUUUCAUAUUUUAAAUGCAAGAAUAACAUUCGGAAACAUCUUCGCUAUGGAUUCUGAGGUACCACACGUAUCUCAACUUCAAGAAGAAGGUCGACUUACUUGUGUUCUAGACGAAAGCUUAUUCAAAUGUCCAUCUGGAUAUGCUCACAUUGGUUUAGAUGGUCGUCGACAGUUUAGUAUGGAAGAAGAAGAUGAUUUGCUUCAAUUCGCCAUACAACAAAGUUUGGUCGAAGCUGGUACGGAGAGAGAAGAGGUGGAUAUUUGGGAAGCACUUAAAGCCCAGAAACCAUCCCGACCGGAAACACCUAAUUAUGUAGGAGGAGAAGAGGAACGGCAAUUACAAAGAGCUAUCCAAGCCAGUUUAGAGCUUUACCAGCAAAACGCACCACCCAACACUCUGUCCACUUCCAACGCCAGUCCGAGCGAAACAGACUCCGAUCUCCACCUAGCCCUGAUGCUCUCUCAACAAGAAGAAGAAAAGAAGAGGCAACGGGAAGAAAAGGAACGGAUAGACGAGCAGAAACUGCUGGCGGAGAUUCUAGAAUUGUCGCUAAAAGAAAAAUAAGUUUUUGUCCAACUAGAAACGGUUGUAUUUGGAUGUUAUCCAGGUAUAUUGAUUUUGUAGAUGUGAUUUUGAGGAACGGUGGUAUGUUUUGAAAUUGUAGAUAUUUCUUUUAUUUUCUUCCAACAAUAAUUACGUUUAUUAUAAAAUUUUUACAUCGUG
This is a messenger RNA of Diabrotica virgifera virgifera (western corn rootworm), 2153 nucleotides long. Its product is annotated as ankyrin repeat domain-containing protein 13D. The coding region runs from base 180 to 1994 and encodes 604 amino acids. The record is from RefSeq and is a predicted model, not a curated record. Gene Ontology annotation, cellular component: cytoplasm. NCBI's taxonomy places the organism in Eukaryota, Metazoa, Arthropoda, Insecta, Coleoptera, Chrysomelidae. The transcript has 11 exons. Gene Ontology annotation, molecular function: protein binding.